AUACUCAUCAAUUCUCUGAUUAUUGUGCCAGAGUUCGGCUGGAAAAGUAAUAAUGUAAGAACUCCUUCUGAAAGUGACUCCAUUUUCGUAAUUCCUUUUGAAAUGUAUUUCUUUGUGGUUGAAGAAGUUUGACGUUUGAUAAACUGUGAAUGGGAGGCGGAAUUCAGGCAGACCUUUUGCUUGUGCCUGAAGCCUCUAUUCUUUCGGUUGCCAUUCAUUCUGUCACAUGUCAACAUGUUGCUAAUUAUCUUUUGAGUGCUGCUCUUGGUUUGCUUAGGCUGUUUAUCAGGGAGGAAGUGAACGUUUCUCUUGCUCUUCUAGCACCAUGGAUGUUGGUUAUAAAAGCAAAAGAAAAGGGGUCAGCAUUUCUACCUUGCAUUCAUUCCAUGGAGUAUGCUGUAUUUCAAGAGAAGGUGAGACGGACAGUUUAUGUGGACAGCCUCUCACCGCAUGUAACUGAAGCCGUUCUGAGAAAGGUCCUUGAACAGUUUGGAACUGUCAAAGGUGUUCAGUUCAUUCGAAACUAUAUGGGACCAAACAACCUCCCACAAUGUGCUUUGGUGGAGAUGAAGGAACCAAAGGAAGCUAAAGCAGUAAUAUCUGUAAUGACUCAAUUCCCUUUUAUUAUUUCUGGGAUACCGAGGCCAGUGAGGGCUAGAGCUGCUGACAAGGAGAUGUUUGAUGAUCGCUCAAAAAGGCCUGGUCUAAAUAUACAUUGUCGUUGGUUGAGCACUAAUGAUCCUGAUUUUGAGGUUGCAAAGAAACUUAAGCAACUUGUGCAAAAACAUACUGCUGAAUCUGCCUUUGCGCUUGAGCAACAACUGAUCCAAGAAGAGAAACUUGCAAAGCAGCAAGGAGAGGCUCUCAAAGCAAAUCAUAAAAAGUAUGAGAUGGUUGAUAAUGUUAUAGCAGAUGGGGCAGCCAAUAAACUGACAAGAAGUUUGAACCCUUGCCUUGAUUCCAAAACCAAGAUUUUGAAGUUAGUUGAUAUCAAAACAGCUAAGCUACGUUUGUAUAAGUUUCAAGUGAUUUAUAGACGGUUCUUUGACCAGUUUAGAACUUUUGGGAACCGGCAACAAUUUUUUUUGUACAAAACUACGAUGUAAGGGAAUACAAGGGGCCCUGCUUUUUGUACCGGAUGUGUCCCGGCACCUUUAUACCCGUGGUUUAAUAUUUGUUUCCACAUUAUAAGUGAAAUUAGAUUUGGCUCUUCCGCAUCAAUUAUUAUUGUAACCCAAUAAUUACAAUUCUUUUGA
Rubroshorea leprosula is the source of this 1256-nucleotide messenger RNA. The record is from the annotation of a GenBank genome assembly. NCBI's taxonomy places the organism in Eukaryota, Viridiplantae, Streptophyta, Magnoliopsida, Malvales, Dipterocarpaceae.